Molecule: messenger RNA, 1239 nt
Organism: Elephantulus edwardii (Cape elephant shrew)
Lineage: Eukaryota; Metazoa; Chordata; Mammalia; Macroscelidea; Macroscelididae
Gene: CLMP
Product: CXADR-like membrane protein
Exons: 9
Coding region: 1-1239 (412 amino acids)
Cellular component (GO): cytoplasmic microtubule; membrane; cell surface
Source: RefSeq, a predicted model, not a curated record
AUGGGGCAAGACAAGGUUCCUGAGUCAGAGUCCCUGCACAAGUUCCUGGUGCUCAGUGGAGUUCCUGGAGGCCUCACGGUCAUGAGUCAGGAAGACGUGUGCUCAGAGGAAGCCCCAUAUCAGUUGGCAAAGCUCUUACUGUUGUUGUUAGUUUCCUACUAUGUUGGAACCUUGGGGACACACACUGAGAUCAAGAGAGUGGCAGAGGAAAGGGUCACAUUGCCCUGUCACCAUCAACUGGGGCUUCCAGAAAAAGACACUCUGGAUAUCGAAUGGCUGCUCACAGAUAAUGAAGGGAACCAGAAAGUGGUGAUCACGUACUCCAGUCGUCAUGUCUACAACAACUUGACUGAGGAACAGAAGGGGCGCGUGGCCUUCGCUUCCAAUUUCCUGGCCGGUGACGCCUCCCUGCAGAUUGAGCCUCUGAAGCCCAGUGAUGAGGGCCGGUACACCUGCAAGGUGAAGAAUUCAGGACGCUAUGUGUGGAGCCAUGUCAUCCUAAAAGUCUUAGUGAAACCAUCUAAGCCCAAAUGUGAGCUGGAAGGAGAGCUGACAGAGGGAAGUGACCUGACACUGCAGUGUGAGUCAGCCUCUGGCACAAAGCCCAUCAUGUAUUUCUGGCAGCGCGUUCGAGAGAAGGAGGGAGAGGAUGAGCAUCUACCUCCCAAAUCUAGGAUUGACUACAACAACCCUGGCCGUGUUCUACUGCAGAACCUCACCAUGUCCUCCUCUGGACUGUACCAGUGCACAGCAGGCAAUGAGGCUGGGAAGGAAAGCUGUGUGGUCAGAGUGACUGUACAGUAUGUACAAAGCAUUGGCAUGGUCGCAGGAGCGGUGACAGGUGUGGUGGCUGGAGCCAUGCUGAUCUUCCUCUUGGUGUGGCUGCUAAUCCGAAGGAAAGACAAAAAGAGAUAUGAAGAGGAAGAGCGGCCCAAUGAAAUUAGAGAAGACGCAGAAGCCCCGAAAGCCCGCCUGGUGAAGCCCAACUCCUCCUCCUCAGGCUCGCGUAGCUCCCGCUCUGGGUCGUCCUCCACUCGCUCCACGGCAAACAGUGCCUCGCGCAGCCAGCGGACACUGUCCACGGAAGCCGCACACCAGCCAGGGCUGGCGGCCCACGCGUACAGCCUGCAGCAGCCGGAGGAGAGAGGUCCCGAACCAAAGAAAGCUCCCCAUGUCCCCCUGACCAAAGCAGAAAUCGUGUCCAGCACGCUCCCCAGCCAGAGCAGAGCCUUCAAUUAG